Molecule: messenger RNA, 1613 nt
Organism: Lotus japonicus
Lineage: Eukaryota; Viridiplantae; Streptophyta; Magnoliopsida; Fabales; Fabaceae
Exons: 6
Coding region: 483-1436 (317 amino acids)
Biological process (GO): regulation of transcription elongation by RNA polymerase II; positive regulation of DNA-templated transcription
Cellular component (GO): super elongation complex
Molecular function (GO): transcription elongation factor activity
Source: RefSeq, a predicted model, not a curated record
GCUUUUCCUCUGCGUACUGUCAGAUUCGACCACACCUUAGGACCUAUUUUCGUACAUUCGUUUCACCGAUAGUACCGCGGUGCUCGCGAGAUCGACCCUUUCAUGUCCGCCGGCCACCACCGUGUUAUUGCUUCACCGGCACGGCAAUCCUCUCAUUCCUCCGUCGUUUCUCCCCGUACAAUUGAUCCUAAAGCCAUAGAUUGUGUGUUUCCUUCCGCCACUCCAGAGUCUCUCUUCCGGAACAAACUCGUUUCCUGCCAACCUUCAUCAUCACCACCGCAACCCUAACCUUCACAACCCUCCUCCCUUUGAGGGUUCAACUGCCCACACAUCCAGCUCAGUCUCUUCCGUCGCCAGAUCAAGCUUUACUUUCGUUUUCAGAUUCGCGGCUAGUGGUUCGUUCGUGAGUCCUGAAGUUGUUGGGAGCAAUCGUGUUGAUUCUUCGUAACAGCUGUAUCAGGUUCCUGAACUUUUUUCCCAACAUGGCCAACAAAUCUAAAGAAGAGCCCAAGACUGCUCCUGAGUCAGAUAGGUGGUACAAUCUCACUCUAGGUGAUUCCUUCAAGAACGAUUCAUCUAACAAAUACUGCACUCUACGAUAUGAAUUUAAACCAGCGUCAGUUGAUAAGACUAAGCCAGGAUUGCUACGCAAGACCAAAGAGAAUAGGGUGUCUGUGGAAUUUCAGAACAACCAAUUAGGAAAACCCAAGGUGACAUUUGAGGGGAAUAGUGAAGAAUACAAGGAAAAUGAUGCUGUAUUGUUCUUUGAUGGUGAAACUCUUCGAUUGGAGCGGCUUCAUAGGGCUGUAAAGCAACUGCGUCACCUACGAAUGCCUGGUGAAUCUACAGCUGCUGCAGCUGUGGCUGCUCCAUCUGGACCAGCUUUGGAUCCUCGGUCGUCCCCUGUUGGAAGGGCGAUAAAACCAGCACCUGUCAGUAGGAGCUCAUUUCAGGCAGUGCCAGUUGAGGUGGAACGCAUUGAUAUUGGUGAGCCUGAAAAUACUGGCAUCAAAUCUGGAUCUAAGAGGUCAGCUGAUCAUCUAACUGAGGCACCCACUGUUGCUGCUACCUCACCUGUUGCCAAUAAUGAAGUCGAGGAACAUCGAGAUAUAGAUAUUGAUGACCUUUUUGGCAUUGUAUCACCAGAAGAUGACCAUAAUGUUGAAGAAAAAGAUAAUGUUGGAUUUGACAUGAAUAUUCCCCAAACUGAUGAUGAGAUCGCCGACGUGGUCGAUAGUGGUGAUGAAAUGGACAGAGGAACCAAUGCUGCAGAAGCUCUCAGAGCUCAGGUAAAUGCAGAAGGGAGGGAUGAGCAAACAUCUACUUCUAGCAGUAGCAGUGGAAGUGGAAGCAGUGAAAGCGGCAGCGGUAGUGGGAGCAGCAGCAGCAGCAGUGAUAGUGAAGGCAGUGAUGAAGACACUGUUAACUCAAUCUGAAAUUGCAAAAUUGGGGGGGUCUUUCCCUUUCAUCAUUUAUCAUUAUUGUUGCAAGAAUGUAAUAAGCCAUUCUGAUUCUGAAGAUCGGGAAUUUUGUUAAAACUGACACCAGGGUGCUGAGGAUUGUAAAUUUUAAAGUUAAAUCUUUUCUUCUUAAAUCUUAUAGUUCUUUUAUAA